CGCGACGCCGCGGCGGAGACGCGCGCGAACCACCGGCCGCGGAACGGUCCGUCGAAUGCGAUACGAUCCGUCGACGACCGCGAAACGAUCCACACCGCCGCGUACUGCAGCAGUAAAAACGCCGACGGCGACGCGACCACGCGACGUAUCGAUACUAUCGUUAUUAUUGUCAUUUAUUUUUCGCGCACCGAUCGACAUAUUGUUCUAAUAUAAAUCGUAACCGUCGCGGACACGCCGGAACGGGGGUACACCUACGACCGAGGACCGCACGCCAUGGCCCGACAUGGGUGACCUGGCCGACACCAUCGACGAUCUCAUAUGCAGUUUCGAAAGCGAUGGUAGCAAGACGAUGGACACGCUGAUCAUGUACCUGUUCUGCUGGGCGCUGGUCGGGUUCGCCGCGCUGGCCGUCGGCAAGUUCGCCUACGGCCGGGCCGCCCUGUACGCCGGCCGCAAGUCGGCCGCCGCCGCCAGGACGGCCGCGGCGUCCGGCCCGGAAGCGGACGCGGCCGGCGCCGCCGCCGCGGGGGGCGACCGCAGGCCGCCCCAGCUGAACCACCACCGGGCCGUGCCGCCCACGCCGCCGGUGGCCCGCAAACGGCUGGGCUCCAAGACGGGCCGCACGUCCGCGGCCGUGGCCGGCGUCGCGGCCGGUCUGUCCGCCGUGCCGGCCGCCGCGGCCGCCAGCAAGGCGUUCUCGUCGGAACAGCAGCAGGCGGCCCACCACCUGCACCACCACCACGCGCAGCACCAGCGCCGGCCACCGCCCGCGGCCACCGGCAACGACCCGGACGCCGUCCGCUGGACGAACGACGUGUUCAAGUGGCUGUACGACGCGGCCGCGACCACGGCCGGCAGCGGCGGCGAACCGUCGGCCGUCGAUUAUCUGCUCGGCGAGUGGACGUCCGCCCUCAACGAGUACACCAAAAAGUCGUUUGCCGAACACGGCGUCGGCGUCGAAUUCGUUCGGUUUCUACCGGAAACCCAUCCGCCGGUGCUCAGCAACGUGUUUUGUGAACUCGGAGUCUGCGAAAACGUCACGAUCACAUGUGACUGCGACGCAACGCCGGCGAUGCAGUUGAAGGCGAUGCGACAGAAGGGCGACAAAGUGGACGUUUCGCAUUACCGAGUGAACGUGAACAAGUUGCAGGCCCGGUUGAACAUAUCGUGCGACACCGGCAAGAAGAGGGGGCAAAUCAAAUUCGACGGAUGGCCAAAAAUAAAAGUUGCGCUGGCCCAAGUGGGAUACAUUAAAAGCAAAUCUAUGGACGAAGUACAGCUGCAAGAUGUGAUCUUGGACAUUGUGACCGGUGCCAUAAGAUCGACAGACCUUUCGGUCGAUCUGUACCGGUGGUCAGAGUUUCCGAGUUUCAUGAAAAGCCAACAGCAGACAACCACUUCGCCUUUGGACUCGUACACCGAUCGAAUGAUGAGUCCGAAAAUAGAAUCAUCUACGGUCAUGAAGCAAGGAGAGAAAAGGUUGAUGGUCAAAGUCAUAAAAGCGAUCGGACUCGGACUCAAACAAGGGUGUUACGAACCGUACUGCGUGAUCGAAGUCGACGACCCGUUCCAGAAGAAGCAGACUUCGACGAAGAAGAACACUUCGUCGCCACAGUGGAACGAAAACUUUAUGUUCACUCUGAACCGGACGACCGAGGAGAUAUUGUUCGAGGUGUACGACUGCAACCCGAAUGGCGGAAAUCAGUUUAUGGGCUUGGCCAUUGUCAGCGUCGAAGAACUGCUCGUCAACCCUUACCAGAGACAAGUGCUGUCGCUCCAGUCACGACCGUAUCAAGACGAUUCCGUGUCCGGCACUCUCACGUUAGAAUUCAUUUUUAUCGAAGACGAAGAACAGAACUCCGUCUCAAAGGGAACUUCAGAUUUUACGAACGAAAGGCCAUCGAUGUACAACGAUCACUAUUUGCAAGAACCGUUCGGAGGCAGUACGAAUCAAACGCGGAAGAUCGCACAGGACGAAAACAAGAACAAACACAUCUCGUAUAACAUCAACACGGUGUUCAACAGCAAAGAUUAUUUGCAAAUGCCGUCGUCGGACCACAGGAACGCGGGGGCACAAGACGGCGUGGCGAAUCGGGCGAGUUUCUACAAUAGCGGCGGCAGUCCGCAGCUGCAGCGCGAGUCCCAAACGGGAAUAAGCGUGGACAGACAAUACGACGCCGGUUACAAUGGAAUGCACGAAGGUGAGAGGCCAGCUGGUGGAUUCCCACCGGACGGACAACAAUUAUUAAGCGAUCGCGGCCGGAGCAGGAAGAAGAAACGCGACUUUUUCGGCGCCAUGAGGACCCGGUUCAACAGGUCCAAAUUCAGGUCCAAGUCGAUCGACGCCAACCAACACGACAAGUACAACAACGAUUUGUACGGUCUGUCGCCGGGACAGGCGCGAUCGAUAUCGGCCGACGGCACCAGAAACUCGUCCGAGCCGUCCAUUGAUUUGUUGGCACCUCCUCGGGCCGGGUCGGCGCGGUCGAGCCUCAGCGAAAUGUCCGGAGCCAGCGGCACUUCGACGGGAACGUAUCUGAACGAAGCGUCGACGCUGGUGUUGGAGACGACGGAAAACAACUUGAAAAAGCAUUAUUUGGUGCCGUUCACUCAGGCCAAGAAAAGCAAAUGGAAGAGGGCUGGUGUUAAACUGCACAUAUACAACGACCAUACGUUCGUCGCCAAACAUUUGUCGAGCCGCCUGAAUUGCUUGGUGUGCGCGAGAUACUUCCCGAGGCGCAUCGGCAAACAGGGGUACGAGUGCAGGGACUGUCUGAUCAAAUGCCACAAGGAAUGUCACGUCAAGGUGUCGGUGGUGUGCACCAAUUCAAAAAUUCAUAACAUCGACCUGAAUAAUCUAACGGUAUUGCCAUCGAUAUCGGCCCAGUGACGAGGCAGUCGGCCGCGUCGGAUGUGACCCGCCCGGUCCGUUCACGUUCACCUUCUCCACCCGCUAACAAUUUCAUAAUAAUAAUAUAAUGUCAUAUUUUAUUACUAUUGUCGUAACGUUAUAACACACCAUGUUAUUUAUAUUGUACCUGUACGAUAACGUUGUUAUUAUAUUUGUGUGUACACCGACCACCGCGUUAUUGUUGUAACACUAUAAUAGAAGCACUGUCGUUAAAAUGGCACCGGAAUAAAAUAAUAUAACUAUAAUAUUAUAAACCAGGCGGUCGAUAAUGUCGCAGCGAUGAACAAUAAUAUUAAUAUCAUAUUAUUAUUUUCGACGCACAUCUGAAGACCGCCGCGGUGACGACAAAUCUGCCGACGACAAAAUAAUAUAGACGAUAGUCAUAAGGAUAUAUACUAAAUAACGAUGAUAAUAAUAACGAUUGCAAUGAUAACACAUUAGUACCUAAAUGUUUACUAGUAGUUUUUAAUUCGCUUACACUGCAACCGCGGCUGGCAUCUCGUUUUUUUUAUUUUUUCGUUUUUUUUUUUGGUCGCAUUUAAAUUAUAUUUCACACCACAAUACUGGUUGUAACGUUUGUUAAAUAUUAUUAAUUUUUUAUUCGGUACGAUUCGUGCUAAUAUAGUGUGUUUUAAAUACAAAUAUUUCGGUUGGUUUGGUCAGUAAGGUUUUAGAAUAUGCGGGGAUACUCCAAGCAACAAAAUCAUAAUAAUAUUGAGACAGUCAGUUUUAAUGAAUUUCAAUAUCGCAUGGGUUUUAAAAUGUCAAGUCUUCAAAACAAUAGUUUUAUUAUAGAACUAACAAAACAAAAUAUGUUUGUUUAUUGGUAGGUUAUACCGAUAUUAUGUACCCCACGGAAAUUAUUUUUUAUUAUUCGGUAUAAAAAUUGAUAACCAUUAGGUACAUACUACGAUAUCACAUUAGUCGGGAUCAUAGACGUAUAAACUAUACUAUGAUAACUACGACAGGGCAUUCCACUCCACCUACACAACUGUGCGAGAGAGAGAACAUAUUUUAUUAGUGGAUCACGGAGGAAAAAACUACACUUUUUUCAUUGCAUUUCCUCUAUCGACCGUUAAACAUAAUAAUAUUGUUAUGUAUAGAAGUCAGUAAUCACAAUAAUAAUUUAUCAGGUCAUCGAUACAAUAUUAUUAUAACGAUCUACGCGAUUUUAUCGUAAGUUGAUUUUUUAUUCGGCCGCAGACACACUAUAUUUCACUGAUCAUUUAGGCAUAUCUCUUUUCUCUAUCACUCUAGUAUGUCGUCGCUUGUGUUCUGUCUCUGAUCCUCGUCCAUAGUUUAUAGGUAUACGGUCGAGAUGCAUUGUGUUGUUACCUUAGACCUUAUACUCGUAGACGGAGCAUUACAGGUUGGCGGGGUUGGAUCACAGCCAUCAUCAUAGCAGUGUCGUCAUUUGUGACAACAUAAAAUAUGAUUAUUUGCAUAUUUAUACAAUAUACUAUUAAAACACAAAAUUAAAAAUGCAUAUUUUUUAAAAAAGCAUAAUAAUUAAUAAACAAUAAGUCACAUUAUAUUCAAUAAAUCAAUGUAUCAUUCAUUCAGAAACAAUAUAAUUUUCGUGUAUUAUUCACCAAUCAAUUUUCAUACAAUAUUUAUUGUUAAAAUAACCGAUCGCCAAACCGGAAAUUCUAUUGCGCAUGUGCGUAGUAAAAGUCGAACAGCGCACUCGCGUGGGCCCGCUGGAACUAAGCUCAUGCUCCGUCUAUUAGUAUAACGUCUACGGUGGUUGAUAAAAGUGGUGCUAUCAUUUUCGUGUACCUAUUGCAGUGUAACCACGAGACAUCUGACAACAAUAAAACAUGUGACAUACAAUUUUUGGAAACACUAAUAAUUGUGGUAUCGCAAUUUAAGGUACACAUAAUAAUAAAUUAUAAUUUUGCAAAAAAAAGUGAAAUGCACGCUGUUGCAGUAUAGGCGACGGGAUUAAGGGUAACACACGACUUCAUUAUUUAGAAGUUGUAACAACGACACGGCGGGGCGUGGACGAGGAAGACGGUCGACGGAGACGCAGAGCAAACGCCGCUGUCGUAGGAACCGUAACCGUGUAAUAGGUAACACUAUAAUGAUAUAGGGUAGGAUAGGAUAGGAGUAGGUUAUAUCGUAUAAUAGAUGAUAAUAUAAUAUCAGUAGAGUUAGUUGUUUUGUGCCCCGAACGUGUGUGUGUGUGUAAAGAAAUAAACAAACAAAAUAUAAAUAAUGAACAAUCCAAACAUUUUUUUUUUCGAGUCUAUAUAUCACGUAUUGUUAUUGGCAGGCGACAUUUAUGCAUGUGGUCAUAAAACAUCAAUCGUGUAUACAAGACUGAUGAGAAUAAUGUUAAUGUAUAAUAAUAACCAUAAUAAUAAUAUUAUAAUAAUAAUCAUCAUCGUAAUAAUAAUAAUAUUAAUAAUAAUAAUAAUAAUAAUAAUAAUAAUAAUAAUAAUAAUAAUAAUAAUCGUAAUUAUAAUAAUAAUAAUAAUAAUAAUCAUAAUCGUAAUCAUAAUAAUAAUUAAAAUAAUAUAAUAUUAUAAUUAAAAUAAUAAUAAUAAUUUUAAUAUUAAUUAAUAAUAAUAAUAAUUUUAGUAAUAAUAAUAAUAAUAAUAAUAAUAAUAAUAUGUAUUAUGUAUUAAAAAGACUAAGGUUAAAAUAAAAAUCAACACUACGAUAAUAUACAAACACACACUUACACAUAAAUACGUUAAACACACGUAGUCUUUCACACGCACACACACACACACACAGUUAUAUAGGUUUAUGCUGGGUGAUCUCAUUUGCACGGUUAACACUCGUCACCACGAAUAGGUAUAGUAUUAAUGUUUUGAAAACAAUUUUUUUUUACGUCAUCCGAAUUUGCUGCGAAACAACGCGUUCCCGUUGAAGAAAUAAUACAUUUUUUUACCAUAUUUUGUCGUUAGCAUUUCGAUUUCAUACGCCAAAGGAGAAUAUUUUUCUGACACAAACUCCGAUUUUGCGUGUACUGAAAUUCUCAGCAAAAUGUUCUGCUUCAGAACGAUAUGAAACUGCAAAACAUGUACCUACGUUAUCAUAAUUUAAAAACGCGUAACACUUUUACAACGAUAACGAUAAAAAUAGUAAACAAAAUAUAUGAUUUUUUUUUCGUUUGUAUUCCAAAAACGUGGACUUUUUAAUCGACCGAAAUAGUUUAUUAUCGUGACGUAGGUACCCGGGUACAGAUUUUUUUUUUUUCUUGGAAAACUUUAAGUUAAACUUUACAAAAUAAUGAUGAGUGUUCACUGCCAAAAGAACAAUCACCCCUUUUAAUUAUAAUUAUAUAAUUAUAUUUAUAUGCGUACGCGGACACGUAUAUAUUAUUAUGUAGAUAUAUAUAUAUUAUAUUUAAACCGGUAAAGUAACAUCAUAAUUAUAGUUAUUAUAUUACUCGCGCCGAUUACUGUAAUAUUCGUCUAAACUACAUUUUUGGUGCUUCAACAAUUUUCACCUAACUUCGUCGGUUAGCGACAGUAUGCAACAACGUUACUAGGUAUACAUCGUCGUACAUUGUCGUUUUAUGUUUUUGUUUUGUAUUGUUAUAUGUUUUUUUUUUUUUUUUU
This is a messenger RNA of Metopolophium dirhodum (rose-grain aphid), 6483 nucleotides long. RefSeq lists its product as uncharacterized. The record is from RefSeq and is a predicted model, not a curated record. Bases 284 to 2890 code for a protein of 868 amino acids. The transcript has 15 exons. Lineage: Eukaryota; Metazoa; Arthropoda; Insecta; Hemiptera; Aphididae.